Molecule: messenger RNA, 926 nt
Organism: Penicillium cinerascens
Lineage: Eukaryota; Fungi; Ascomycota; Eurotiomycetes; Eurotiales; Aspergillaceae
Exons: 3
Coding region: 87-926 (279 amino acids)
Biological process (GO): intracellular copper ion homeostasis; positive regulation of transcription by RNA polymerase II; intracellular iron ion homeostasis
Cellular component (GO): nucleus
Molecular function (GO): DNA-binding transcription factor activity, RNA polymerase II-specific; RNA polymerase II cis-regulatory region sequence-specific DNA binding; copper ion binding
Source: RefSeq, a predicted model, not a curated record
GUCUGGUCGAUCAAUGGUUUCGGGAAAGGUAUAAAAUCUGGAAGGCCCUACCCUGCCUUUACACCUUCCUUUCAUCUCAUCGAGGGAUGCUCAUCGACGGUCAAAAGUGGGCUUGUGAAGCUUGCAUACGGGGCCACCGUGUGAGCAGCUGCAAACAUCAUGAUCGACCGUUGAUUCGCAUCAAGCGCAAGGGGCGACCCUUCGCGACAUGCUCGAUCUGUCAUUCUACGCCGUGCUCGGCGCCGACCGAACACGCGCGGCAAAAGCGCGAGGCAGAGCUCAAACAUCCUUCAAAAAAAGCAACGCACGGCAGACUCUAUCCGCGCCAUCACAAUCCCAACGGCUUCCAACCCAUCGCGCCUCGUCCGAGUGGAAAAAACUCGCGCGGUUCCUCGUCGGCUCGUGUGUCUCGCUCCGGGUCGUCGGCGUCGCACACCUCCGUCCGCGCGAACUCUCGUCGUGAUUCUGCCAGCACGGGACCCUGGUCGGGGUCGGAGGGGUCGGGCAAUGAGUCGAGUGGUCGGACGCAGUCCGCUAUGAGUGGUCCCGUGUCCGGAAGUAACAGUCGUGCUGGGUCCGGCGGGCUCUCGCGUUCGGCGGACAAUCUCGCGCUGGAUCCCGUGCUAUCCAGCGAUAUGUUUGAUCCCGCCUACAACCUUCUACCUUCCACUUUGUCUGGAGCAUCGCUGGUACAGAACGCGCCACUGAUCAGUCCUCUCGAGAGCGUGAACCCGUUCGACUUCCCGUUGGACCCCUCGCUGACUCUCGAUGAUGGAGCGCUGCGGUACUUGGAGGAUAUGGAGGUUGAUAUUACGGAGGGAAUUACGGAGGAGGUCUUUCAUGUGGAGGAUUGGUCGAGGUAUAUGUGGUCGCCGGAGACCGGGUUCGAGCAUUUAGACGCAGGAUAUCCUCCUGUGUCUCGAUGA